AAACAAAGAUGGAAAAUAAUAACAUAACCGCACUAGUUUUAUUGGAUAUUGUAAAUAAAAACACUACUAUUAGUGGAUAUACAAUGGGGCCUUUUUUGCAAAUUGGAUUGUACAGUUUUGUAGGCGUGGUUUCACUCGUUACUAAUCUUACUAUCAUUUUAAUUUUUUCAACCAAUAAACUCCUAAAAACAAGAAGUAAUCAACUUUUAAUUAACCUAGCAGUAUCUGAUAUUUUUAUUGCUCUGAUUGGAAUACCAAUUCAAUCCAUAAAUUUAUAUUUAAAAAACGGCCCGUUAACGGUCGAUAUUUUUUGUCAGCUACAUGGAGUUCUUGUUGUUAUGUCUUUUUUAUUCUCGAAUUUUAACUUAUGUUUAAUAGCAGUGUAUCGUUAUUUACUGAUUGUAAAAACGAAGCUUCACGAUGCAAUAUUUUCCACCGUAAAGCUGCCAUUUUUUAUGAUUGCAAACUAUAUAAUUGUUACACUAAUUUGCUUACCGUCUGUAUUAGGUUGGGGAAAGAUAGAUUACAAUAAAUACCGUGGACAUUGUAUGGUUGUUUGGGAAUACAGUUUAAGUUAUCUGCUAUUCCUUCAGUUUCUUUCAUUUUCUAUUCCGUUGGUUAUUGUAGGAUUUUGUUAUUAUAAAGUUCUUCGAUUUACUAGUAUCUCUCGUAAACGUUUAAGUUUAUCCGCUGAACGAAUUCAAUCUAUAAGCAGAACGCAAGAUCUUCGCUUGACAUUUAUGCUAAUGACAGUAUUCGGUUGUUUUUUACUCUGCUUUAUGCCUUACUGCAUUUUGUUGUACUACGAAGGAUUAUUUCAUAAAAAAGCCACACAAGUAUUUAGUUUCUGUGCAAUGUUUUUUGCAUAUUUUAAUGGAAUGAUGGACUUUUUUAUUUAUGCAAUAAUGAACAGAGAAUUUAGAAACAUUUUGAAAAAUAAUUUAAAAAAAGUGUUUAAGAAAAGAUAAGCUACAAAAAUAUUCUAAUAUUGGAAUUAUUAUUGUUAUUUUUUUUAAUCGUUUAAUUAAAAAAUAAUGAGACUAAUAAUAAUUGUUAACCAUUUUAAUUAUUUUAUCUAUAAUAUGUAUACAGUGGGUCAAAAUCGAAGGUUUAUGAACAAAAAAACAUUUUCAAAGAUUUCAAAUAAAAAUUUGUAGAUCAUUUGAUGCAAAUGCAAGUACCCUAAACAACCUUUAUUCAAGAAAGCCUGUAGAUUAUUUGAUGCAGACUCAAUUACUCUAAACAACCUUUAUUCAAAAAAUCUUGUGGAUCAUUUAAUGCAGACCUACGUACCCUUGACAACCUUUAUUCGAAAUAGCGUGUAGAGCCUUAAUUGUUGUAAACAAAAAAAUUUUAAUAUUAAAUUUUUCUUUAAUUUUAUUACAGUUUUAAUACAGCAAUUGCUAAAAAUGCUGGUUGUCUAUUUAACGUUAUCUUUAAACAAAGAAACAAUUAAAUAUCAUAAGUUUUAUCACAAACUAUUGGAAAAGAAAAUAGUAUAAAAAUCUUAAACAAUAAAGACUAUGCAAUUUUUUGACACUUUGGACAGACUACUUCGGAAUCGUAAUUAGAGAGAAACAUACAACUCUGCUGGGUAUUUUUUGUAGAUUUCUUAAGACCAUAAGUAUAACUUGAUAUUUUCAAGCUAUGACCUCGAUUGAAAUUUAUAAAGUCCAAUAUUUUGACUAUUAUUUUGACUGGAGUUUGUUGCUAUGGAUACGUACAUUUUGUUGCAACUAACCCUUCGUUUUGGUUGAUGUGUUCACACAAAGUUUUAAGUGUUUUAUGUUGAUUGUUGUUAUUUUAAUUAAUGUAUAUUAGCAAAGAGUUUAGAGUGUUUUUUAAACACAAUAAACUAUUUUAG
Messenger RNA from Hydra vulgaris (swiftwater hydra), 1864 nucleotides. RefSeq names its product rhodopsin, GQ-coupled. The record is from RefSeq and is a predicted model, not a curated record. Gene Ontology annotation, cellular component: plasma membrane. Gene Ontology annotation, biological process: cellular response to light stimulus; phototransduction; G protein-coupled receptor signaling pathway. Lineage: Eukaryota; Metazoa; Cnidaria; Hydrozoa; Anthoathecata; Hydridae. Gene Ontology annotation, molecular function: G protein-coupled photoreceptor activity.